GUGUCUGUGUGGAUGCCAUCAAGAUAUAUUGGUAUAGUUUUGCUGUGCAUAGCACGUACUAUACGAGUACUACAGUAUUCUAAAAUUCUGCCAGAUCUAAAAAGAACUGUCUGCAAUCGCUUCACUGUCUGCAGUUUGUCUGUCUUAAAAUCACUUUUGAAACCGAAGGACGAUUGCAGUCACUACAUACUGGUGGGCUAGUUUGGCAGUUGCGUAUAAUAUAUCCUUGGAAAAUUUCGUAGAAACCCAGUUCCAAACAAAUUAAAUUUUUAAAUUGUUUUGUGGACACGAAAUUGUGACCAUGUUUUAUGUACCGGGCCAUUUCGCGCAGGAUGCGUUUACAACUUUCGGAGGUUGAAUUUUAGAAAGCUGAAUGCAAUUAUAUUAUUUCGAUGGAGGAGUCGGACGGGCAGGGCGCACGGAAACGAUCCAAACGGAGUAAUUCUGUGGACAGAGUCACCGUGGAAGACCCACCAUCUUCUGAUCGUGAAUCGAGUUCCAACACAGUGGAAACCCUGCCGGACCUAAACGAAGUGCAGAUUCAACUGCGUGGGCAUUUUAACGAGGAUUUUUUGCCGACACCGACGACUUUUCCGUUCGGCUUCCGCAAACCGGUCCCUCCAUGCGAUCUGCAGGGCUUCAUGAAUGUCGCAGCGACCUUUCGCCCAGUUUUACCGUCCAAUUUCCAUUGCGCGCAUUUCUCCAACGUGAGCAAUUCCCGCGAUGUGAUGCUGCAGAAAGCCGGUGGCGCGGUGUGUGCGGCGUACGAAAUCGCUUACGGGGACCAGAUUGCCGUGUAUUCCGCCUUCAUGACGUCCGUCCUCGAAGCUCACCUGAUACCGUACCAACCGCAGACACUGCCGCAGCGAGCACUAAUGCAAAUGCAGGAGAAACUGGAAGAUGGCAAAGUCCGUCUGGUGCAAUUUCUCGCCAUGCUACCCGGUUUCGAGGGCAUUAGCUCGGCGGAUCGAGAUAUUCUGCUGGCGGAGAAAGCCUUUAUCAGUAAUCUGCUGCAUCACAUGAGAUCCUUUUACAAGGGAGAAUACUAUUACCCACUUCCGGGCCCUGAACAGAUUCCCGCCAGCAACCACUGGAUGGAGAUUAUUGGUUUGGAUUCCGAAUUCCUCCGGUUCUGUGCCAAAUUUAGUACUGUAUUCAACGGGAUCGGGCUGACAUUGACGGAAUCCUAUCUGCUACUGGCCAUGGCGCUUUUUGAUCCUCGAACGACCACAGCUUCUGAUAAAUCACUACUCAGUCACCUGCACACGUUUUAUGCGGAUGCGCUAACGUACAUCAUCGGCUAUCGGCGCCGCGAUCCGGCAGAACGCGCCGCUGUCUACCGCAAGCUGAACGAAGCGUCCCAAAUGUUCGCCAUGGUGUACCGGAUUUCUCUUGGUUGGUUUCAAAAUGUCGACCGGGCGCUGCCUCCGUUUCCCGUGCCGUUGAAGACGCUUCUUCAAGACUGCUUGAAACGCUAGUUUCUCUUAACCUGUAUACGUGCAGCUGGGCUUUGUUGUUUGUCAUAUAAUGUGUUUUAUAACUUCAGAUAUGUAUUUUAGUAGGUAUCGUAGUUUUUGGCUUUUUUAGACAUAUUGUAGGUGAUUUCCUGUAGAACUGAAUUUCGCGGUAUUUAUUU
Messenger RNA from Paramacrobiotus metropolitanus, 1636 nucleotides. RefSeq lists its product as uncharacterized. The transcript is spliced from 6 exons. NCBI's taxonomy places the organism in Eukaryota, Metazoa, Tardigrada, Eutardigrada, Parachela, Macrobiotidae. Bases 393 to 1478 code for a protein of 361 amino acids. The record is from RefSeq and is a predicted model, not a curated record.